AAUGGACACUUGAUAACAAUUCACCCCUUGGUAUAAGUAGACUACAUAGAGAACUCACUUCCGUGUAGAGAGCAUAUAGUAUAGGACUGUGAAGGAAUAAAUUGACAGUUGGUCAAUGUUGAUGUAGUCAUGUAUUACAGUGUAGGUCCACAAUGGGGCGUCUUAGCUUGAGUUAUCUGGAACUCUUCAUGGUCAUCCUAUGUAUUGUUUGUCAAGAGAGUGUUCCUGACGUUCCUGUAGCCAUAACAGACACAGGUUUAGCUGAUGUCGCUAUAGUGUAUCACCUAUCAAAUGCCGCCAAGCCAAAUGAUAUCAAUUCAUUUAAGACAUUCCUCAAGUCGAUAUUAGAAAAAGCGUCCAUCGACAAUGGAAACGUGAGAGUUGCCCUUAUGAACUAUGCUAAAAAAGGUCGUAAUCUGGUUGACUUUAACAAGUCUAAAACAAAAAAUGGCGUGUUUUCUGCUAUUGACAAGAUUGAUCUAAAAUACAGGGCCGCAGCCUCUAAUGCCGGGGCUGCUCUCAACGAGGUACAAUCCAAAUUUUUUACUAAGAAUCUUGAUCGCCCUGAAGCUGAGAAUAUUGUCAUACUCAUCACGGAUGCCAAAAAUUCAGAUCAAUCAGAAAAUAUGGUGAAAGAAGCUGAUGAGCUUAGAAAGAGUGGAUUCAAGAUUAUCACAGUUGGCAUCAGAGGAGCAGACGCCAAUGAACUGAAGGGCGUUGCCAGCCAGAGCUCCUUUGUCUUCUACUCUCCCAGCUUUGAACGUGCAAUUUCUGCAGAAUUUAUUGAGUCCGUCUGGGGUGUUUUGAACCCUGUCUCCAACUUAGCGCAAGUCAGCAAAACAACAAAGCCACCACCAAUACCUCCAGUCAGUAAGAGAGUCAGCUGUGCUGGGGCCAAAUUAGACUUGGUCUUUGUUCUGGAUGCCUCUACUAGUGUAACUGAACGAAACUAUGAACUGUUAAAAGACUUUGUUAAAGACUUCCUCUUGGAUGCUGAUAUUGAUGGAGGCAAUGUCAGAGUUGGUGUAGUCAUCUAUAGUGAUGCUGAUUAUGUGCAGUUUCAACUGAAUACUUACGCUAAGAAAGCUGAUGUGUACAAUGCCAUUGAUGAUAUUCCCUAUAGGUAUGGUAGUACCAACACUGCUGAUGCUCUCAAAACAAUGAGAUCUGUUAUGUUCACAGCAGGAAAUGGUGAUCGCUCAGAUGUGGAUAAUGUAGCCGUUGUUGUGACGGAUGGUGUAUCAAAUAUCAACUCUAGAAGGACAGUUCCAGAAGCAGAACAGGCUAGGGCUGAAGGUAUUCAUAUCUAUGCCAUUGGUAUUGGCUUGACUGAUACAAAGGAGUUGGAUGGCAUUGCCAGUAAACCAGUCGAUGAGAACAGGUUUGCUGUUCAAGAUUUUACAGAGUUGAGAGACCUGAGACACAAAGUAAUUUUUGCUUUAUGUUCCACUUCACCGCCAGUCAGAACUGAACCAAUGCGCUUACAAACAACUCGUAUACAGAGAGUCAGCUGUGCUGGGGCCAAAUUAGACUUGGUCUUUGUUCUGGAUGCCUCUACUAGUGUAACUGAACCAAACUUUGAACUGUUAAAAGACUUUGUUAAAGACUUCCUCUUGGAUGCUGAUAUUGAUGGAGGCAAUGUCAGAGUUGGUGUAGUCAUCUAUAGUGAUGCUGAUUAUGUGCAGUUUCAACUGAAUACUUACGCUAAGAAAGCUGAUGUGUACAAUGCCAUUGAUGAUAUUCCCUAUAGGUAUGGUAGUACCAACACUGCUGAUGCUCUCAAAACAAUGAGAUCUGUUAUGUUCACAGCAGGAAAUGGUGAUCGCUCAGAUGUGGAUAAUGUAGCCGUUGUUGUGACGGAUGGUGUAUCAAAUAUAAACUCUAGAAGGACAGUUCCAGAAGCAGAACAGGCUAGGGCUGAAGGUAUUCAUAUCUAUGCCAUUGGUAUUGGCUUGACUGAUACAAAGGAGUUGGAUGGCAUUGCCAGUAAACCAGUCGAUGAGAACAGGUUUGCUGUUCAAGAUUUUACAGAGUUGAGAGACCUGAGACACAAAGUAAUUUUUGCUUUAUGUUCCACUUCACCGCCAGUCAGAACUGAACCAAUGCGCUUACAAACAACUCGUAUACAGAGAGUCAGCUGUGCUGGGGCCAAAUUAGACUUGGUCUUUGUUCUGGAUGCCUCUACUAGUGUAACUAAACCAAACUUUGAACUGUUAAAAGACUUUGUUAAAGACUUCCUCUUGGAUGCUGAUAUUGAUGGAGGCAAUGUCAGAGUUGGUGUAGUCAUCUAUAGUGAUGCUGAUUAUGUGCAGUUUCAACUGAAUACUUACGCUAAGAAAGCUGAUGUGUACAAUGCCAUUGAUGAUAUUCCCUAUAGGUAUGGUAGUACCAACACUGCUGAUGCUCUCAAAACAAUGAGAUCUGUUAUGUUCACAGCAGGAAAUGGUGAUCGCUCAGAUGUGGAUAAUGUAGCCGUUGUUGUGACGGAUGGUGUAUCAAAUAUCAACUCUAGAAGGACAGUUCCAGAAGCAGAACAGGCUAGGGCUGAAGGUAUUCAUAUCUAUGCCAUUGGUAUUGGCUUGACUGAUACAAAGGAGUUGGAUGGCAUUGCCAGUAAACCAGUCGAUGAGAACAGGUUUGCUGUUCAAGAUUUUACAGAGUUGAGAGACCUGAGACACAAAGUAAUUUUUGCUUUAUGUUCCACUUCACCGCUAGUCAGAACUGAACCAAUGCGCUUACAAACAACUCGUAUACAGAGAGUCAGCUGUGCUGGGGCCAAAUUAGACUUGGUCUUUGUUCUGGAUGCCUCUACUAGUGUAACUGAACCAAACUUUGAACUGUUAAAAGAAUUUGUUAAAGACUUCCUCUUGGAUGCUGAUAUUGAUGGAGGCAAUGUCAGAGUUGGUGUAGUCAUCUAUAGUGAUGCUGAUUAUGUGCAGUUUCAACUGAAUACUUACGCUAAGAAAGCUGAUUUGUACAAUGCCAUUGAUGAUAUUCCCUAUAGGUAUGGUAGUACCAACACUGCUGAUGCUCUCAAAACAAUGAGAUCUGUUAUGUUCACAGCAGGAAAUGGUGAUCGCUCAGAUGUGGAUAAUGUAGCCGUUGUUGUGACGGAUGGUGUAUCAAAUAUCAACUCUAGAAGGACAGUUCCAGAAGCAGAACAGGCUAGGGCUGAAGGUAUUCAUAUCUAUGCCAUUGGUAUUGGCUUGACUGAUACAAGAGAGUUAGAUGGCAUUGCCAGUAAACCAGUCGAUGAGAACAGGUUUGCUGUUCAAGAUUUUACAGAGUUGAGAGACCUGAGACACAAAGUAAUUUUUGCUUUAUGUUCCACUUCACCGCCAGUCAGAACUGAACCAAUGCGCUUACAAACAACUCGUAUACAGAGAGUCAGCUGUGCUGGGGCCAAAUUAGACUUGGUCUUUGUUCUGGAUGCCUCUACUAGUGUAACUGAACCAAACUUUGAACUGUUAAAAGAAUUUGUUAAAGACUUCCUCUUGGAUGCUGAUAUUGAUGGAGGCAAUGUCAGAGUUGGUGUAGUCAUCUAUAGUGAUGCUGAUUAUGUGCAGUUUCAACUGAAUACUUACGCUAAGAAAGCUGAUGUGUACAAUGCCAUUGAUGAUAUUCCCUAUAGGUAUGGUAGUACCAACACUGCUGAUGCUCUCAAAACAAUGAGAUCUGUUAUGUUCACAGCAGGAAAUGGUGAUCGCUCAGAUGUGGAUAAUGUAGCCGUUGUUGUGACGGAUGGUGUAUCAAAUAUCAACUCUAGAAGGACAGUUCCAGAAGCAGAACAGGCUAGGGCUGAAGGUAUUCAUAUCUAUGCCAUUGGUAUUGGCUUGACUGAUACAAGAGAGUUAGAUGGCAUUGCCAGUAAACCAGUCGAUGAGAACAGGUUUGCUGUUCAAGAUUUUACAGAGUUGAGAGACCUGAGACACAAAGUAAUUUUUGCUUUAUGUUCCACUUCACCGCCAGUCAGAACUGAACCAAUGCGCUUACAAACAACUCGUAUACAGAGAGUCAGCUGUGCUGGGGCCAAAUUAGACUUGGUCUUUGUUCUGGAUGCCUCUACUAGUGUAACUGAACCAAACUUUGAACUGUUAAAAGAAUUUGUUAAAGACUUCCUCUUGGAUGCUGAUAUUGAUGGAGGCAAUGUCAGAGUUGGUGUAGUCAUCUAUAGUGAUGCUGAUUAUGUGCAGUUUCAACUGAAUACUUACGCUAAGAAAGCUGAUGUGUACAAUGCCAUUGAUGAUAUUCCCUAUAGGUAUGGUAGUACCAACACUGCUGAUGCUCUCAAAACAAUGAGAUCUGUUAUGUUCACAGCAGGAAAUGGUGAUCGCUCAGAUGUGGAUAAUGUAGCCGUUGUUGUGACGGAUGGUGUAUCAAAUAUCAACUCUAGAAGGACAGUUCCAGAAGCAGAACAGGCUAGGGCUGAAGGUAUUCAUAUCUAUGCCAUUGGUAUUGGCUUGACUGAUACAAGAGAGUUAGAUGGCAUUGCCAGUAAACCAGUCGAUGAGAACAGGUUUGCUGUUCAAGAUUUUACAGAGUUGAGAGACCUGAGACACAAAGUAAUUUUUGCUUUAUGUUCCACUUCACCGCCAGUCAGAACUGAACCAAUGCGCUUACAAACAACUCGUAUACAGAGAGUCAGCUGUGCUGGGGCCAAAUUAGACUUGGUCUUUGUUCUGGAUGCCUCUACUAGUGUAACUGAACCAAACUUUGAACUGUUAAAAGAAUUUGUUAAAGACUUCCUCUUGGAUGCUGAUAUUGAUGGAGGCAAUGUCAGAGUUGGUGUAGUCAUCUAUAGUGAUGCUGAUUAUGUGCAGUUUCAACUGAAUACUUACGCUAAGAAAGCUGAUUUGUACAAUGCCAUUGAUGAUAUUCCCUAUAGGUAUGGUAGUACCAACACUGCUGAUGCUCUCAAAACAAUGAGAUCUGUUAUGUUCACAGCAGGAAAUGGUGAUCGCUCAGAUGUGGAUAAUGUAGCCGUUGUUGUGACGGAUGGUGUAUCAAAUAUCAACUCUAGAAGGACAGUUCCAGAAGCAGAACAGGCUAGGGCUGAAGGUAUUCAUAUCUAUGCCAUUGGUAUUGGCUUGACUGAUACAAGAGAGUUAGAUGGCAUUGCCAGUAAACCAGUCGAUGAGAACAGGUUUGCUGUUCAAGAUUUUACAGAGUUGAGAGACCUGAGACACAAAGUAAUUUUUGCUUUAUGUUCCACUUCACCGCCAGUCAGAACUGAACCAAUGCGCUUACAAACAACUCGUAUACAGAGAGUCAGCUGUGCUGGGGCCAAAUUAGACUUGGUCUUUGUUCUGGAUGCCUCUACUAGUGUAACUGAACCAAACUUUGAACUGUUAAAAGAAUUUGUUAAAGACUUCCUCUUGGAUGCUGAUAUUGAUGGAGGCAAUGUCAGAGUUGGUGUAGUCAUCUAUAGUGAUGCUGAUUAUGUGCAGUUUCAACUGAAUACUUACGCUAAGAAAGCUGAUGUGUACAAUGCCAUUGAUGAUAUUCCCUAUAGGUAUGGUAGUACCAACACUGCUGAUGCUCUCAAAACAAUGAGAUCUGUUAUGUUCACAGCAGGAAAUGGUGAUCGCUCAGAUGUGGAUAAUGUAGCCGUUGUUGUGACGGAUGGUGUAUCAAAUAUCAACUCUAGAAGGACAGUUCCAGAAGCAGAACAGGCUAGGGCUGAAGGUAUUCAUAUCUAUGCCAUUGGUAUUGGCUUGACUGAUACAAGAGAGUUAGAUGGCAUUGCCAGUAAACCAGUCGAUGAGAACAGGUUUGCUGUUCAAGAUUUUACAGAGUUGAGAGACCUGAGACACAAAGUAAUUUUUGCUUUAUGUUCCACUUCACCGCCAGUCAGAACUGAACCAAUGCGCUUACAAACAACUCGUAUACAGAGAGUCAGCUGUGCUGGGGCCAAAUUAGACUUGGUCUUUGUUCUGGAUGCCUCUACUAGUGUAACUGAACCAAACUUUGAACUGUUAAAAGAAUUUGUUAAAGACUUCCUCUUGGAUGCUGAUAUUGAUGGAGGCAAUGUCAGAGUUGGUGUAGUCAUCUAUAGUGAUGCUGAUUAUGUGCAGUUUCAACUGAAUACUUACGCUAAGAAAGCUGAUGUGUACAAUGCCAUUGAUGAUAUUCCCUAUAGGUAUGGUAGUACCAACACUGCUGAUGCUCUCAAAACAAUGAGAUCUGUUAUGUUCACAGCAGGAAAUGGUGAUCGCUCAGAUGUGGAUAAUGUAGCCGUUGUUGUGACGGAUGGUGUAUCAAAUAUCAACUCUAGAAGGACAGUUCCAGAAGCAGAACAGGCUAGGGCUGAAGGUAUUCAUAUCUAUGCCAUUGGUAUUGGCUUGACUGAUACAAGAGAGUUAGAUGGCAUUGCCAGUAAACCAGUCGAUGAGAACAGGUUUGCUGUUCAAGAUUUUACAGAGUUGAGAGACCUGAGACACAAAGUAAUUUUUGCUUUAUGUUCCACUUCACCGCCAGUCAGAACUGAACCAAUGCGCUUACAAACAACUCGUAUACAGAGAGUCAGCUGUGCUGGGGCCAAAUUAGACUUGGUCUUUGUUCUGGAUGCCUCUACUAGUGUAACUGAACCAAACUUUGAACUGUUAAAAGAAUUUGUUAAAGACUUCCUCUUGGAUGCUGAUAUUGAUGGAGGCAAUGUCAGAGUUGGUGUAGUCAUCUAUAGUGAUGCUGAUUAUGUGCAGUUUCAACUGAAUACUUACGCUAAGAAAGCUGAUGUGUACAAUGCCAUUGAUGAUAUUCCCUAUAGGUAUGGUAGUACCAACACUGCUGAUGCUCUCAAAACAAUGAGAUCUGUUAUGUUCACAGCAGGAAAUGGUGAUCGCUCAGAUGUGGAUAAUGUAGCCGUUGUUGUGACGGAUGGUGUAUCAAAUAUCAACUCUAGAAGGACAGUUCCAGAAGCAGAACAGGCUAGGGCUGAAGGUAUUCAUAUCUAUGCCAUUGGUAUUGGCUUGACUGAUACAAGAGAGUUAGAUGGCAUUGCCAGUAAACCAGUCGAUGAGAACAGGUUUGCUGUUCAAGAUUUUACAGAGUUGAGAGACCUGAGACACAAAGUAAUUUUUGCUUUAUGUUCCACUUCACCGCCAGUCAGAACUGAACCAAUGCGCUUACAAACAACUCGUAUACAGAGAGUCAGCUGUGCUGGGGCCAAAUUAGACUUGGUCUUUGUUCUGGAUGCCUCUACUAGUGUAACUGAACCAAACUUUGAACUGUUAAAAGAAUUUGUUAAAGACUUCCUCUUGGAUGCUGAUAUUGAUGGAGGCAAUGUCAGAGUUGGUGUAGUCAUCUAUAGUGAUGCUGAUUAUGUGCAGUUUCAACUGAAUACUUACGCUAAGAAAGCUGAUUUGUACAAUGCCAUUGAUGAUAUUCCCUAUAGGUAUGGUAGUACCAACACUGCUGAUGCUCUCAAAACAAUGAGAUCUGUUAUGUUCACAGCAGGAAAUGGUGAUCGCUCAGAUGUGGAUAAUGUAGCCGUUGUUGUGACGGAUGGUGUAUCAAAUAUCAACUCUAGAAGGACAGUUCCAGAAGCAGAACAGGCUAGGGCUGAAGGUAUUCAUAUCUAUGCCAUUGGUAUUGGCUUGACUGAUACAAGAGAGUUAGAUGGCAUUGCCAGUAAACCAGUCGAUGAGAACAGGUUUGCUGUUCAAGAUUUUACAGAGUUGAGAGACCUGAGACACAAAGUAAUUUUUGCUUUAUGUUCCACUUCACCGCUAGUCAGAACUGAACCAAUGCGCUUACAAACAACUCGUAUACAGAGAGUCAGCUGUGCUGGGGCCAAAUUAGACUUGGUCUUUGUUCUGGAUGCCUCUACUAGUGUAACUGAACCAAACUUUGAACUGUUAAAAGAAUUUGUUAAAGACUUCCUCUUGGAUGCUGAUAUUGAUGGAGGCAAUGUCAGAGUUGGUGUAGUCAUCUAUAGUGAUGCUGAUUAUGUGCAGUUUCAACUGAAUACUUACGCUAAGAAAGCUGAUGUGUACAAUGCCAUUGAUGAUAUUCCCUAUAGGUAUGGUAGUACCAACACUGCUGAUGCUCUCAAAACAAUGAGAUCUGUUAUGUUCACAGCAGGAAAUGGUGAUCGCUCAGAUGUGGAUAAUGUAGCCGUUGUUGUGACGGAUGGUGUAUCAAAUAUCAACUCUAGAAGGACAGUUCCAGAAGCAGAACAGGCUAGGGCUGAAGGUAUUCAUAUCUAUGCCAUUGGUAUUGGCUUGACUGAUACAAGAGAGUUAGAUGGCAUUGCCAGUAAACCAGUCGAUGAGAACAGGUUUGCUGUUCAAGAUUUUACAGAGUUGAGAGACCUGAGACACAAAGUAAUUUUUGCUUUAUGUUCCACUUCACCGCCAGUCAGAACUGAACCAAUGCGCUUACAAACAACUCGUAUACAGAGAGUCAGCUGUGCUGGGGCCAAAUUAGACUUGGUCUUUGUUCUGGAUGCCUCUACUAGUGUAACUGAACCAAACUUUGAACUGUUAAAAGAAUUUGUUAAAGACUUCCUCUUGGAUGCUGAUAUUGAUGGAGGCAAUGUCAGAGUUGGUGUAGUCAUCUAUAGUGAUGCUGAUUAUGUGCAGUUUCAACUGAAUACUUACGCUAAGAAAGCUGAUGUGUACAAUGCCAUUGAUGAUAUUCCCUAUAGGUAUGGUAGUACCAACACUGCUGAUGCUCUCAAAACAAUGAGAUCUGUUAUGUUCACAGCAGGAAAUGGUGAUCGCUCAGAUGUGGAUAAUGUAGCCGUUGUUGUGACGGAUGGUGUAUCAAAUAUCAACUCUAGAAGGACAGUUCCAGAAGCAGAACAGGCUAGGGCUGAAGGUAUUCAUAUCUAUGCCAUUGGUAUUGGCUUGACUGAUACAAAGGAGUUGGAUGGCAUUGCCAGUAAACCAGUCGAUGAGAACAGGUUUGCUGUUCAAGAUUUUACAGAGUUGAGAGACCUGAGACACAAAGUAAUUUUUGCUUUAUGUUCCACUUCACCGCCAGUCAGAACUGAACCAAUGCGCUUACAAACAACUCGUAUACAGAGAGUCAGCUGUGCUGGGGCCAAAUUAGACUUGGUCUUUGUUCUGGAUGCCUCUACUAGUGUAACUAAACCAAACUUUGAACUGUUAAAAGACUUUGUUAAAGACUUCCUCUUGGAUGCUGAUAUUGAUGGAGGCAAUGUCAGAGUUGGUGUAGUCAUCUAUAGUGAUGCUGAUUAUGUGCAGUUUCAACUGAAUACUUACGCUAAGAAAGCUGAUGUGUACAAUGCCAUUGAUGAUAUUCCCUAUAGGUAUGGUAGUACCAACACUGCUGAUGCUCUCAAAACAAUGAGAUCUGUUAUGUUCACAGCAGGAAAUGGUGAUCGCUCAGAUGUGGAUAAUGUAGCCGUUGUUGUGACGGAUGGUGUAUCAAAUAUCAACUCUAGAAGGACAGUUCCAGAAGCAGAACAGGCUAGGGCUGAAGGUAUUCAUAUCUAUGCCAUUGGUAUUGGCUUGACUGAUACAAAGGAGUUGGAUGGCAUUGCCAGAAAACCAGUCGAUGAGAACAGGUUUGCUGUUCAAGAUUUUACAGAGUUGAGAGACCUGAGACACAAAGUAAUUUUUGCUUUAUGUUCCACUUCACCGCUAGUCAGAACUGAACCAAUGCGCUUACAAACAACUCGUAUACAGAGAGUCAGCUGUGCUGGGGCCAAAUUAGACUUGGUCUUUGUUCUGGAUGCCUCUACUAGUGUAACUGAACCAAACUUUGAACUGUUAAAAGAAUUUGUUAAAGACUUCCUCUUGGAUGCUGAUAUUGAUGGAGGCAAUGUCAGAGUUGGUGUAGUCAUCUAUAGUGAUGCUGAUUAUGUGCAGUUUCAACUGAAUACUUACGCUAAGAAAGCUGAUGUGUACAAUGCCAUUGAUGAUAUUCCCUAUAGGUAUGGUAGUACCAACACUGCUGAUGCUCUCAAAACAAUGAGAUCUGUUAUGUUCACAGCAGGAAAUGGUGAUCGCUCAGAUGUGGAUAAUGUAGCCGUUGUUGUGACGGAUGGUGUAUCAAAUAUCAACUCUAGAAGGACAGUUCCAGAAGCAGAACAGGCUAGGGCUGAAGGUAUUCAUAUCUAUGCCAUUGGUAUUGGCUUGACUGAUACAAGAGAGUUAGAUGGCAUUGCCAGUAAACCAGUCGAUGAGAACAGGUUUGCUGUUCAAGAUUUUACAGAGUUGAGAGACCUGAGACACAAAGUAAUUUUUGCUUUAUGUUCCACUUCACCGCCAGUCAGAACUGAACCAAUGCGCUUACAAACAACUCGUAUACAGAGAGUCAGCUGUGCUGGGGCCAAAUUAGACUUGGUCUUUGUUCUGGAUGCCUCUACUAGUGUAACUAAACCAAACUUUGAACUGUUAAAAGACUUUGUUAAAGACUUCCUCUUGGAUGCUGAUAUUGAUGGAGGCAAUGUCAGAGUUGGUGUAGUCAUCUAUAGUGAUGCUGAUUAUGUGCAGUUUCAACUGAAUACUUACGCUAAGAAAGCUGAUGUGUACAAUGCCAUUGAUGAUAUUCCCUAUAGGUAUGGUAGUACCAACACUGCUGAUGCUCUCAAAACAAUGAGAUCUGUUAUGUUCACAGCAGGAAAUGGUGAUCGCUCAGAUGUGGAUAAUGUAGCCGUUGUUGUGACGGAUGGUGUAUCAAAUAUCAACUCUAGAAGGACAGUUCCAGAAGCAGAACAGGCUAGGGCUGAAGGUAUUCAUAUCUAUGCCAUUGGUAUUGGCUUGACUGAUACAAAGGAGUUGGAUGGCAUUGCCAGUAAACCAGUCGAUGAGAACAGGUUUGCUGUUCAAGAUUUUACAGAGUUGAGAGACCUGAGACACAAAGUAAUUUUUGCUUUAUGUUCCACUUCACCGCUAGUCAGAACUGAACCAAUGCGCUUACAAACAACUCGUAUACAGAGAGUCAGCUGUGCUGGGGCCAAAUUAGACUUGGUCUUUGUUCUGGAUGCCUCUACUAGUGUAACUGAACCAAACUUUGAACUGUUAAAAGAAUUUGUUAAAGACUUCCUCUUGGAUGCUGAUAUUGAUGGAGGCAAUGUCAGAGUUGGUGUAGUCAUCUAUAGUGAUGCUGAUUAUGUGCAGUUUCAACUGAAUACUUACGCUAAGAAAGCUGAUGUGUACAAUGCCAUUGAUGAUAUUCCCUAUAGGUAUGGUAGUACCAACACUGCUGAUGCUCUCAAAACAAUGAGAUCUGUUAUGUUCACAGCAGGAAAUGGUGAUCGCUCAGAUGUGGAUAAUGUAGCCGUUGUUGUGACGGAUGGUGUAUCAAAUAUCAACUCUAGAAGGACAGUUCCAGAAGCAGAACAGGCUAGGGCUGAAGGUAUUCAUAUCUAUGCCAUUGGUAUUGGCUUGACUGAUACAAGAGAGUUAGAUGGCAUUGCCAGUAAACCAGUCGAUGAGAACAGGUUUGCUGUUCAAGAUUUUACAGAGUUGAGAGACCUGAGACACAAAGUAAUUUUUGCUUUAUGUUCCACUUCACCGCCAGUCAGAACUGAACCAAUGCGCUUACAAACAACUCGUAUACAGAGAGUCAGCUGUGCUGGGGCCAAAUUAGACUUGGUCUUUGUUCUGGAUGCCUCUACUAGUGUAACUGAACCAAACUUUGAACUGUUAAAAGAAUUUGUUAAAGACUUCCUCUUGGAUGCUGAUAUUGAUGGAGGCAAUGUCAGAGUUGGUGUAGUCAUCUAUAGUGAUGCUGAUUAUGUGCAGUUUCAACUGAAUACUUACGCUAAGAAAGCUGAUGUGUACAAUGCCAUUGAUGAUAUUCCCUAUAGGUAUGGUAGUACCAACACUGCUGAUGCUCUCAAAACAAUGAGAUCUGUUAUGUUCACAGCAGGAAAUGGUGAUCGCUCAGAUGUGGAUAAUGUAGCCGUUGUUGUGACGGAUGGUGUAUCAAAUAUCAACUCUAGAAGGACAGUUCCAGAAGCAGAACAGGCUAGGGCUGAAGGUAUUCAUAUCUAUGCCAUUGGUAUUGGCUUGACUGAUACAAGAGAGUUAGAUGGCAUUGCCAGUAAACCAGUCGAUGAGAACAGGUUUGCUGUUCAAGAUUUUACAGAGUUGAGAGACCUGAGACACAAAGUAAUUUUUGCUUUAUGUUCCACUUCACCGCCAGUCAGAACUGAACCAAUGCGCUUACAAACAACUCGUAUACAGAGAGUCAGCUGUGCUGGGGCCAAAUUAGACUUGGUCUUUGUUCUGGAUGCCUCUACUAGUGUAACUGAACCAAACUUUGAACUGUUAAAAGAAUUUGUUAAAGACUUCCUCUUGGAUGCUGAUAUUGAUGGAGGCAAUGUCAGAGUUGGUGUAGUCAUCUAUAGUGAUGCUGAUUAUGUGCAGUUUCAACUGAAUACUUACGCUAAGAAAGCUGAUGUGUACAAUGCCAUUGAUGAUAUUCCCUAUAGGUAUGGUAGUACCAACACUGCUGAUGCUCUCAAAACAAUGAGAUCUGUUAUGUUCACAGCAGGAAAUGGUGAUCGCUCAGAUGUGGAUAAUGUAGCCGUUGUUGUGACGGAUGGUGUAUCAAAUAUCAACUUUAGAAGGACAGUUCCAGAAGCAGAACAGGCUAGGGCUGAAGGUAUUCAUAUCUAUACCAUUGGUAUUGGCUUGACUGAUACAAAGGAGUUGGAUGGCAUUGCCAGUAAACCAGUCGAUGAAAAUAGGUUUGCUGUUCAAGAUUUUACAGAGUUGAGAGACCUGAGACACAAAGUAAUUUUUGCUUUAUGUUCCACUUCACCGCCAGUCAGAACUGAACCAAUGCGCUUACAAACAACUCGUAUACAGAGAGUCAGCUGUGCUGGGGCCAAAUUAGACUUGGUCUUUGUUCUGGAUGCCUCUACUAGUGUAACUGAACCAAACUUUGAACUGUUAAAAGAAUUUGUUAAAGACUUCCUCUUGGAUGCUGAUAUUGAUGGAGGCAAUGUCAGAGUUGGUGUAGUCAUCUAUAGUGAUGCUGAUUAUGUGCAGUUUCAACUGAAUACUUACGCUAAGAAAGCUGAUUUGUACAAUGCCAUUGAUGAUAUUCCCUAUAGGUAUGGUAGUACCAACACUGCUGAUGCUCUCAAAACAAUGAGAUCUGUUAUGUUCACAGCAGGAAAUGGUGAUCGCUCAGAUGUGGAUAAUGUAGCCGUUGUUGUGACGGAUGGUGUAUCAAAUAUCAACUCUAGAAGGACAGUUCCAGAAGCAGAACAGGCUAGGGCUGAAGGUAUUCAUAUCUAUGCCAUUGGUAUUGGCUUGACUGAUACAAGAGAGUUAGAUGGCAUUGCCAGUAAACCAGUCGAUGAGAACAGGUUUGCUGUUCAAGAUUUUACAGAGUUGAGAGACCUGAGACACAAAGUAAUUUUUGCUUUAUGUUCCACUUCACCGCCAGUCAGAACUGAACCAAUGCGCUUACAAACAACUCGUAUACAGAGAGUCAGCUGUGCUGGGGCCAAAUUAGACUUGGUCUUUGUUCUGGAUGCCUCUACUAGUGUAACUGAACCAAACUUUGAACUGUUAAAAGAAUUUGUUAAAGACUUCCUCUUGGAUGCUGAUAUUGAUGGAGGCAAUGUCAGAGUUGGUGUAGUCAUCUAUAGUGAUGCUGAUUAUGUGCAGUUUCAACUGAAUACUUACGCUAAGAAAGCUGAUGUGUACAAUGCCAUUGAUGAUAUUCCCUAUAGGUAUGGUAGUACCAACACUGCUGAUGCUCUCAAAACAAUGAGAUCUGUUAUGUUCACAGCAGGAAAUGGUGAUCGCUCAGAUGUGGAUAAUGUAGCCGUUGUUGUGACGGAUGGUGUAUCAAAUAUCAACUCUAGAAGGACAGUUCCAGAAGCAGAACAGGCUAGGGCUGAAGGUAUUCAUAUCUAUGCCAUUGGUAUUGGCUUGACUGAUACAAAGGAGUUGGAUGGCAUUGCCAGUAAACCAGUCGAUGAAAAUAGGUUUGCUGCUCAAGAUUUUACAGAGUUGAGAGACCUGAGACACAAAGUAAUUUUUGCUUUAUGUUCCACUUCACCGCCAGUCAGAACUGAACCAAUGCGCUUACAAACAACUCGUAUACAGAGAGUCACUCUACCAACACCAGCUUCAGAAUGUCUCCUUGCUCGAGCUGAUUUGGUUAUUGUUAUUGACUCCUCUACAAGUGUGACAGAAAGCAACUUUGAUAAGAUCCUUUCAUUUGUAAAAGACUUCUUAAGUAAGACUGAUAUCGACUCCGGUAACGUUCGUGUGGGUUUGAUCACAUACAACAAUGAGGUGUCUCAAGAAUUCUACCUCAAUUCUGCAUUCACAAAGAGAGAAAUCCUGGAACUGGUUGAUGAUGUCAAGUACAAUUUUGGCAGCACCAAUACAGCUGAAGCUUUAGAGAUAAUGAGAAAUGUCAUGUUUAGCCCUGAGAAAGGCGAUAGAGCUGAUGUAUCUAAUAUUGCUAUUGUGUUGACAGAUGGUGUGUCAAAUAUCAACUCUAGAAGGACAGUUCCAGAAGCAGAACAAGCUAGGGCUGAAGGUAUUCAUAUCUAUGCCAUUGGUAUUGGCUUGACUGAUACAAAGGAGUUGGAUGGCAUUGCCAGUAAACCAGUCGAUGAGAACAGGUUUGCUGUUCAAGAUUUUACAGAAUUGAGAGACCUGAGACACAAAGUAUUCUCUGCUUUAUGUGCUGUCCAGCCUGCUGCAUCAUCUACGGCACCCACUAAACCAAUAACAAGCUGCGCUGGGGCUAAAUUAGACUUGGUCUUUGUUCUUGAUGCCUCUACAAGUGUAACUGAACCAAACUUUGAACUGAUGAAAGAUUUUGUUAAAGACUUCCUCCUGGAUGCUGAUAUUGAUGGAGGCAAUGUCAGAGUUGGUGUCGUUAUCUACAGUGAUGCUGAUUAUGUGCAGUUCCAACUGAAUACUUAUGCUAAGAAAGCUGAUGUGUACAACGCCAUUGAUGAUAUUCCUUAUAGGUAUGGUAGUACAAACACUGCUGAUGCUCUCAAAACAAUGAGAUCUGUUAUGUUCACAGCAGGAAACGGCGAUCGCUCAGAUGUUAAUAACGUGGCUGUUGUUGUGACAGAUGGUGUAUCGAAUAUUAACUCUAGAAGGACAGUUCCAGAAGCAGAACAAGCUAGGGCUGAAGGUAUUCAUAUCUAUGCCAUUGGUAUUGGCUUGACUGAUACAAAGGAGUUGGAUGGCAUUGCCAGUAAACCAGUCGAUGAGAACAGGUUUGCUGUUCAAGAAUUUACAGAGUUGAGAGACUUGAGACACAAAGUAUUUUCUGCUUUAUGUUCCACUUUACCUCCAGUCUCAACUGAACCAACGCCUCCACCAACACGCCCACCAACAACUCCUAAGCAGAGAGUCAGCUGCGCUGGGGCUAAAUUAGAUUUAGUUUUUGUUCUUGAUGCCUCUACUAGUGUAACUGAACCAAACUUUGAACUGAUGAAAGACUUUGUUAAAGACUUCCUCCUGGAUGCUGAUAUUGAUGGAGGCAACGUAAGAGUUGGUGUAGUCAUUUACAGUGAUGCUGAUUAUGUGCAGUUCCAACUAAAUACUUAUGCUAAGAAAGCUGAUGUGUACAAUGCCAUUGAUGAUAUUCCCUAUAGGUAUGGUAGUACCAACACUGCUGAUGCUCUCAAAACAAUGAGAUCUGUUAUGUUCACAGCAGGAAAUGGUGAUCGCUCAGAUGUUGAUAAUGUAGCUGUUGUUGUGACAGAUGGUGUAUCGAAUAUUAAUUCUAGAAGGACAGUUCCAGAAGCAGAACAGGCUAGGGCAGAAGGUAUUCAUAUAUAUGCCAUUGGUAUUGGCUUGACUGAUACAAAGGAGUUGGAUGGCAUUGCCAGUAAACCAGUCGAUGAGAACAGGUUUGCUGUUCAAGAUUUUACAGAGUUGAGAGACCUGAGGCACAAAGUAUUCUCUGCUUUAUGUUCCACUUUACCGCCAGUCAGAACUGAACCAACGCCUCCACCAACAACUCCUAAAAAGAGAGUCAGCUGUGCUGGGGCCAAAUUAGACUUGGUCUUUGUUCUUGAUGCCUCUACUAGUGUAACUGAACCAAACUUUGAACUGAUGAAAGAUUUUGUUAAAGACUUCCUCCUAGAUGCUGAUAUUGAUGGAGGCAAUGUCAGAGUUGGUGUAGUCAUCUAUAGUGAUGCUGACUAUGUGCAGUUCCAACUGAAUACUUACUCUAAGAAAGCUGAUGUGUACAAUGCCAUUGAUGAUAUUCCCUAUAGGUAUGGUAGUACCAACACUGCUGAUGCUCUCAAAACAAUGAGAGCUGUUAUGUUCACAGCGGGAAAUGGUGAUCGCUCAGAUGUUGAUAAUGUAGCUGUUGUUGUGACAGAUGGUGUAUCAAAUAUCAACUCUAGAAGGACAGUUCCAGAAGCAGAACAGGCUAGGGCUGAAGGUAUUCAUAUCUAUGCCAUUGGUAUUGGCUUGACUGAUACAAAGGAGUUGGAUGGCAUUGCCAGUAAACCAGUCGAUGAGAACAGGUUUGCUGUUCAAGAUUUUACAGAAUUGAGAGACCUGAGACACAAAGUAUUUUCUGCUUUAUGUUCCACUUUACCGCCAGUCAGAACUGAACCAACGCCUCCCCCAACACGCCCACCAACAACUCCUAAGCAGAGAGUCAGCUGUGCUGGGGCUAAAUUAGACUUGGUCUUUGUUCUGGAUGCCUCUACUAGUGUAACUGAACCAAACUUUGAACUGAUGAAAGACUUUGUUAAGGACUUCCUCCUGGAUGCUGAUAUUGAUGGAGACAAUGUCAGAGUUGGUGUAGUCAUCUACAGUGAUGCUGACUAUGUGCAGUUCCAACUGAAUACUUACUCUAAGAAAGCUGAUGUGUACAAUGCCAUUGAUGAUAUUCCCUAUAGGUAUGGUAGUACCAACACUGCAGAUGCUCUCAAAACAAUGAGAUCUGUUAUGUUCACAGCAGAAAAUGGUGAUCGCUCAGAUGUUGAUAAUGUAGCUGUUGUUGUGACUGAUGGUGUAUCGAAUAUUAACUCUAGAAGGACAGUUCCAGAAGCAGAACAAGCUAGGGCAGAAGGUAUUCAUAUCUAUGCCAUUGGUAUUGGCUUGACUGAUACAAAGGAGUUGGAUGGCAUUGCUAGUAAACCAGUCGAUGAGAACAGGUUUGCUGUUCAAGAUUUUACAGAGUUGAGAGACCUGAGACACAAAGUAUUUUCUGCUUUAUGUUCCACUUUACCGGCAGUUAGAACUGAGCCAACGUCUCCACCAACGCCUCCACCAACAACCCCUAAACAGAGAGUCAGCUGUGCUGGGGCCAAAUUAGAUUUGGUCUUUGUACUUGAUGCCUCUACUAGUGUAACUGAACCAAACUUUGAACUGAUGAAAGAUUUUGUUAAAGACUUCCUCCUGGAUGCUGAUAUUGAUGGAGACAAUGUCAGAGUUGGUGUAGUCAUCUACAGUGAUGCUGAUUAUGUGCAGUUCCAACUGAAUUCUUACGCUAAGAAAGCUGAUGUGUACAAUGCCAUUGAUGAUAUCCCCUAUAGGUAUGGUAGUACCAACACUGCAGAUGCUCUCAAAACAAUGAGAGGUGUUAUGUUCACAGCAGGAAAUGGCGAUCGCUCAGAUGUUGAUAAUGUAGCUGUUGUUGUGACAGAUGGUGUAUCAAAUAUCAACUCUAGAAGGACAGUUCCAGAAGCAGAACAAGCUAGGGCUGGAGGUAUUCAUAUCUAUGCCAUUGGUAUUGGCUUGACUGAUACAAAGGAGUUGGAUGGCAUUGCUAGUAAACCAGUCGAUGAGAACAGGUUUGCUGUUCAAGAUUUUUCAGAGUUGAGAGACCUGAGACACAAAGUAUUUUCUGCUUUAUGUUCCACUUCACCGCCAGUCAAAAAUGAACCAACGCCUCCACCAACAACUCCUAAACAGAGAGUCAGUUGUGCUGGAUCCAAAUUAGACUUGGUCUUUGUACUUGACGCCUCUACUAGUGUAACUGAACCAAACUUUGAACUGAUGAAAGACUUUGUUAAAGACUUCCUCUUGGAUGCUGAUAUUGAUGGAGACAAUGUCAGAGUUGGUGUAGUCAUCUACAGUGAUGCUGACUAUGUGCAGUUCCAACUGAAUACUUACUCUAAGAAAGCUGAUGUGUACAAUGCCAUUGAUGAUAUUCCCUAUAGGUAUGGUAGUACCAACACUGCAGAUGCUCUCAAAACAAUGAGAGGUGUUAUGUUCACAGCAGGAAAUGGCGAUCGCUCAGAUGUUGAUAAUGUAGCUGUUGUUGUGACAGAUGGUGUAUCAAAUAUCAACUCUAGAAGGACAGUUCCAGAAGCAGAACAGGCUAGGGCUGAAGGUAUUCAUAUCUAUGCUAUUGGUAUUGGUUUGACUGAUACAAAGGAGUUGGAUGGCAUUGCCAGUAAACCAGUCGAUGAGAACAGAUUUGCAGUUCAAGAUUUUACAGAGUUGAGAGACUUGAGACACAAAGUAUUUUCUGCUUUGUGUGGAGCUAUACCAACAGCAUCUUCAGAGUGUGCCCUUGCUCGAGCUGAUUUGGUUAUUGUUAUUGACUCCUCUACAAGUGUGACAGAAAGCAACUUUGAUAAGAUCCUUUCAUUUGUAAAAGACUUCUUAAGUAAGACUGAUAUCGACUCCGGUAACGUUCGUGUGGGUUUGAUCACCUACAACAAUGAGGUAUCUCAAGAAUUCUACCUCAAUUCUGCAUUUACAAAGAGAGAAAUCCUGGAACUGGUUGAUGAUGUCAAGUACAAUUUUGGCAGCACCAAUACAGCUGAAGCUUUAGAGAUAAUGAGAAAUGUCAUGUUUAGCCCUGAGAAAGGCGAUAGAGCUGAUGUACCUAAUGUUGCUAUUGUGCUGACAGAUGGUGUGUCAACAGUCAAUGCAGAAAGGACAGUCCCUAAUGCCAGACUUGCUCAUGAUGAUGGUAUCCACAUCUUCACUAUUGGUGUUGGCUUGUCUGACACGCGAGAGUUGGAAGGAAUCGCUACGCCACCUGCCUCGCAAAACAGUUUUAAAGUCGACAAUUUUGAUGCACUGGAGUAUGUGGAUGACUUGAUCUUUGCCUCAGCUUGUUACAAAAAGUACACAUUUACUAUGCCACCCACAACUACCACCACAAGAAGGACCACAACUACAACCAGAAGAACAACUACAACCACCACACCCACGACAACAACACCAAGGACUACAACUACCACACGAAGGACUACAACUACCACCACACCAAGGACAACAACUACCACCACCCGAAGGACCACAACCACCACCACACCUAGGACUACUACUACAAGAAGAACCACGACCACCAGAUCAACAACACCUAGACCAACCACAACACCAAAGCGUACUCCAAAGUACAAAGAUCAAGGCACAGAUAUCAUCUUUAUGAUGGAUUCUUCUGUCAAUAAUCAGCUCUUUGGUUGGAUGAAAUCUUUCUUGCGUGAUUUUACUAACAUUGUCAAUGUUGAUGAUGGUGAGUGGAGAAUUGGUGCAAUGACUUUUGACAGAUCUACAAGAAAUGAGUUUCAUCUUAAUCGAUAUCCUUUCAAUGAUGAAGUGGUCGGAGCCCUGAACAGAGUCAAUAACAGGCCAUCUUCUUCUGAUCCUGAUGUGGCUGGUGCUUUUGAUUAUGUUAGAAAUUCAAUGUUCACAGCUUCUAAUGGUGACAGACCACGAGCUAGAAACUAUGUUAUAAUUCUCACAGGAAAAGAGAAAAGUUUAAACACUGAAAGAAGCUAUGCUGCUGCUAACCGCCUAAAAGACUAUGGUGUAGACAUCUUCUCCAUUGGGUUUAACUUCAGGAACAGUACAGAACUUGAUGAGAUCAGUUCUAAACCUGUGGAAGACUUCAGAUAUUUAGUGUUCUCUGAGGAUCAGCUGAAAGAAAUACCAAACACCUUCCUUUACAACAUUAGAAAUGCACCACCCCAAACGCCCCGCCCACAGCCAGCUACAACUCCUAGACCUACUAGACCACCAGCACCUCCAUACACAGGUAAAUGUGAUGCAAAAGGAGACAUAAUCUUCAUACUGGACUCCUCUGGCAGUGUUGGAGAGGAAAACUUUAGGAUGAUGAAAAAUUUUACAUACUCAACUGUCAAAGACUUGAGCAUCGAUAAUGGUUACUUCAGGGUGGGAAUCAUAACAUUCAGUGACUCCUCAAGAAUCGAGUUCCAUUUGAAUGGUUAUAACACUAGGGAGGAUCUGAUUGAACAAAUUGAAAAGAUCCCUUAUACAUAUGGCUACACACACACUGCUGAGGCAUUACGCAGAGUUCGAACUGAGAUGUUUACCCAAAGAAAUGGAGAUAGAUCAGAUGCCCCCAACUUGUUAGUUAUUGUCACUGAUGGUCAUUCUAACAUAAACCAUGAAGAAACACUGCCAGAGGCUCGUAGGAUCAAAGAAACUGGCACUACCAUUGUCACUGUAGCUGUGGGCGUGAAAGGCAACUAUGAGUUGAGGCAGAUGACAUCCGAACCUGUGGACGAGAAUUUAUUAGAAGUUACUGACUUCUCUGCACUAGAUCAGAUUACUAGAUUAAUUGUGGCUCCUGUUUGUACUGAUGAAAACAGGUGUGAAAGAAAUCCUUGCAGAAAUAAUGGAGAGUGUGUUGAUGGAUUGAGGUCAUACAUGUGUAGAUGCUUGCCUGGAUUCUAUGGAACUAAUUGUGAAAAGUCUUGUGGUCCACCUGCUGAUGUGGUUCUCAUCCUUGAUUCUUCAACCUCUGUUGGUCCCACCACUUUUGAGGACAUUAAGAAGUAUGCCCAGGCCAUGAUCAGUGAACUGAACAUAAUGACAUGUAACAUUCAAGUGGGUGUCAUCAAGUACAGCUCAGCAGCAAUGAUCCAGUUCAACCUUGGCACCAUCUUUACUGAAGAGGGCAUGUACCGGGCCAUUGGUGACAUCAGCUAUACGCCAGGUCGAUCCAACAUGGCUGAAGCAUUCAGAGUUGUUCGUACUCAGAUGUUUAAUAACAGAAAUGGUGACAGACCUAAUGCCCGUAACAUUGCUUACUUGCUGACUGAUGGAACAGUGGAGGUAAACAAAGAUAUCACUUCCAAUGAGGUUGAGCUAAGUAUUGAUGCUGGAAUCCAUAUUUUCCCCUUAGCAGUAGCUAUCCAAGACAGGAGUGAGAUUGAAUACAUUGCUCAGGUUCAGAACAUCCCUUUCCUAAUUAUUGAAGAUGAAAAGAACUUUAUGGAACAAAGUGAUCAAUUCCUGAGGGCUGUAGUUGAUACUGAUGAUAGUUGCAAUCCUAAUCCUUGCCGUAAUAACGGUCAAUGUGUGGAUGAACCUUUUGGCUUCACUUGCAAGUGUCCUGAAGGAUUUGCUGGGGAAAUUUGUGACAAAGUGUGCAGUUCCAGUGUGGAUGUGGUAUUUGUAGUGGAUGCCUCUAAGUACAACACUGGACCUGACUUCAGAACCAUUAAACGUUUCUUAAAGUCUAAUGUCAAGAACUUGGCUUUCAAGAGUGGUAACAUCAGAAUAGGUAUUGUGGAGUAUGGUGCUCAUCCAAGGCUUAGACUAGAGCUGAUAGAGGGAGACAAUAAGCGAACUAUCAAUUCUGUGAUUAGCUCCCUUAGGAGAGUGGAUGGAGACCCUAACCUAGAACAGGCUAUAAAGUUGGUCUCAUCAAACGUGCUCUUUAGAGGUGGAGACAGAAAGGAAGUACCUAACUAUGUUGUCAUCCUAGCUCGAGAGAUUGGAGGAGAGAAUACUGUGCAAGCCAUCAAUGAACUGAAGUCUAAAGGCACCAAAUUUAUAGGCAUUGGCAUGGGUCUGUCUAAGAGUGAUGAGAAACUUUUGGAAAUCGCUGUCUCCUCUGCACUAGAAGAUGUCCAUCACUUACUUGAUGGCCCUCAACGACUGGAAGGCAUUGCCUUGGAUUUUGCCACACUUGUUUGUGAAGCUAAAGAUCAGUGUGUGAACUCACCAUGCCAAAAUGGUGGUACUUGUGAAAAUGGUGAGAAGACAUAUGCCUGUAGAUGUCCACCUGGCUUUGCUGGCAAAAACUGUGAAAGAGCUUGUGAUGACAGUGCUGACAUUGUCUUCCUGAUUGAUUCAAGUGGCAGCGUUGGCUUUGAGAACUUCCGACACAUCAAGGAGUAUGUACAGAAUGUCAUUGAUCAUUUUAACAUCGGACCUACGGCCACACAAGUCGGUAUUGCUACCUUCAGUCAGUCAAGCAAGGCAGAAAUCUUCUUAAACAGUUACAAGGACAAGCGUGCACUGAAAGCAGCAGUUAGUGGACUGAAAUAUGAGUAUGGUAACACCAACACUGCAUCUGGGCUGAAACUUUCCAGGACUUAUAUGUUCUCUCCAGCUAAAGGAAACAGACCGAAUGUGCCAGACUUUUUGGUUGUCAUCACUGAUGGUCUUUCCAACGUCAACCCAGAGUUCACAAUUCCAGAGGCAGAACUGGCCAGGAAGCAAGGCAUCCAUGUCAUUGCUGUAGGCAUCAACCUGAAAGAUAAUGAUGACUGGGAGCUCAAAGGCAUUGCUAGCGAACCAGUGAAUGCCAAUGUCUUCAGAGUGAAUGCCUUUGACAAGUUGUUUGACAUUACAGACAAAAUAGUUGACAACACUUGUAGAGACCAAAGUGUGUGUGAUACCAAUCCAUGUAAAAAUGAUGGAAACUGUAUUGCUAGUGCUGGCUCAUAUACAUGCCAGUGUCAACAGGGCUAUUUGGGACCCAACUGCGAAUAUGAUUGUCAGAACAACAAAGAUAUUGUGUUCAUUCUGGAUUCUUCUGCUAGUGUGGGACCCAGUAACUUUGAACUCAUGCUUAAAUACGUUUCCGAGGUGGUUAAAGACCUGACUCUCUAUGGCCAGGACCACCGCUUCUCACUUGUCAUUUACAGCACAGAGGUCAAGACAAUUUUUAGCUUCAAUCGUUACAACAGUCCCAAAGAUAUCCUCAAUGCUAUUAAGACCACAGUCUACAUGCCAGGAUCUACCAACACUGCUGGUGGCUUGAGACAGGCUUUAGAACUUUUCUCUUCUAGUUUUGGAGACAGGCCAACAGCAGAUAACAUAGCCAUCCUGUUAACUGAUGGGCAGAGCAAUGUCAACUACCUAGACACAAUACCAGCAGCUACAGAUCUCAAGGCUGAGAAAAACAAGGUUAUAACCAUUGGCAUUGCAUUACAAAAUCUGGAUGAAAUCAAAGCCAUCGCCAGCAGUCCAAAAGAUGUCUUCCAGGCCACUUCAUUUGAACAACUCAAGGCAGUAGAAAGAAACUUGAUAGAAGGCACUUGCAGCACUGACUAAACUGUGGGCUGAAAAGUUUCCUAUGGAAAUCAAGUCUUGUCAGAUGUGUGCUAUACAAAUGUGCCUUAAUGUGUAUACAUGAGAAGUGUGUGAAUGAUAAAAAAUAACUCGAGAAGUCAAAGGGAAACCACUAUAGCUAAAGACAGCAACAAGUUUGGUCUUGAUUAUUGCUUACCAUUUUAUCUUUGCCUUUAUGACUGACUUUGAAUGUGAAAGUAGUGGCUUAGUAAGUUUGUUAUAACUAGUCUUUUUUUUUCUGUUCAUAUGUCUGUAUAUCAUGUAAGUUACACUCUCUACUUGUACACAUUUUCAACUGCUGUCAUUAGUUGGGAAUCAAGUAUUUAGUAACCAAUUGAGUUUUUAAUGUAUCUCUUUCUUCUUCAAGGAAAUUGUUUGUAUCCAUGGCAGAAAAGUUAAAACAAUAAAAUGUGUUCAAAUGGAAAUCUGGAACGUUUUUCUUUUAUUUCUCCACACAGAUUGAAAUCUAGGAAAUUGAUGCUUUAGUUCUGGGGUGGCCAUUCUAUGGAACAUGUGCCAAAAGUGGCGCACUAUGUUCCCGCGAAAAAAAUCAAGAAAAAGUAUAUGUGCUCAUAAAAAAAAUAAUAUCCUAUUUUUUGAAAAAAUACAUCAGGAAAUUAACUCACUGGCUAUUACCAAGCCUGCCUCAACCAACAUUGUUAUAGUAGAUCUACUAAUAAACCCAGAACAGUUUGAUAUUUUUUGGGUGUGGAUGCAGGUUCUUUCUUUUCAUUAGUCUUGGAUGAAUCUGCUAACAUUUGUAGUAUAUCUCAGUUAAGCUUUAUUAUAUGAUGAUCAUUUUAUCAUAGUUGAACAACUUAUUGGCCUUAAGUCACUCUUUAAAAAACCAGAGGGUCAAACAUAUUUAAGAAAGUGAUGUCAUGGCUUAGAAAUUCAGCUAUUAACUUUAAGUAAACACUUAAGUAUCUGUUCUCAUGGAUCACAUCAAUGAUUGGCAGUGCUGCUGGAACUGUAACCUUGUUUGAAAAUUUUGGUGGAAAAGUGAAAAAGAUCAAGACUUCUGGUGUAUUGACAAGUGCAUAUGAAAUGUUUACAUUUUGGCGAUCGUUACCAUGUGCCCAUUUUGCAAACUAAGAAAAUGUGCUUCAAGUUAUGCCAAUCAAUUUGGAUCAACAUGAAAAUGAUCAAGAGCAAACUGAAGUUGAAAGUCAGAUUCCAGUUUGUAGAACUGUUGAUUGCGUUCACUUAUGAAUUUAACUCCUGAUAUUAAAGAUUUGAUGAAAGAAAGUCUCAUUGAAGCCAAUUAUCUUAUCUUGCUUAAAAUAAUCAAAUACCUUCAAGGACUUAAUGAGGGGUAAAAAUGUGUGUGGUGCAUCUGAAAGUAAAAGUGAACAAAAUUGGUGCUACAAAGCAAAAGGUUGGCCACCCCUGCUUAAGUUCUUUACUGUUCAUUGCCAUAUAUAGCCUACAAGUGUAGACCUUCUUACAUUAUUUGCUGAUUGACUAACUUUUCAUUAUGAUCAUGAAUAAACAUUUACUGAACAUGUUUUCUCUUGAAUAAACAUUUACUGUACCAAUAGA
Biomphalaria glabrata is the source of this 24761-nucleotide messenger RNA. RefSeq lists its product as uncharacterized. Lineage: Eukaryota; Metazoa; Mollusca; Gastropoda; Planorbidae. Gene Ontology annotation, molecular function: calcium ion binding. The record is from RefSeq and is a predicted model, not a curated record. Bases 153 to 23201 code for a protein of 7682 amino acids. The transcript has 95 exons.